AUGAAUGGAUUACGUGAUCGGUACAUGAAGCAAGCCCCAAAAGAAGUUCCCGUGGAGAUUGCAAGCAACUCAAAUUAUUUUCCUUACUUUAAGGACUAUAUUGGUUUGAUAGAUGGCACACACGUCGACGCGGUGUUAACUAGUGACCUAGUUGCACGGUUUAGAGGGAGAAAAGGGGUGACCCAAAACAUCUUAGCAGCCUGCACCCCCAAUAAACUAUUUACUUAUAUCUUAGCUGGCUGGGAGGGAGCAGCAAAUGAUUAUAGGAUAUUACAAGACGCUCUGUCGAGACCACAGCCUUACGGGCUCCGAAUUUAUGAUGGUAAAUAUUACCUAUGUGACACUGGAUACACUAUAAUUCCAGGCUUCAUAUCCCCAUAUCGCGGUAAUCGGUUUAAAAUUCUAACGGUGAAGCCAAAUUAUCCAUUUCCCACUCAAGUGGAUAUUAUACUAGCGUGUACUGUGUUGCACAAUUUUAUUACCUUGGAGGAUCCGGAUGAUGAUAUUUUAAAUGAAAAUGUUGAAAUUGAUGAAGAUACUGAGGAAGAGAUAAAUGAAGACGAUUCAAAUAUGGUGGAUUAUACUCAAAGUAGGACACAAAGAGAGGAUCGAGAUGUAAGAAAUGAAUGGAAGGAGAUGCGAGAUCAAAUUGCUUGGGCGAUGUGGGUGGAUUAUUGUGCAAAGUAUAAUGGUGGUAACACAAUGGAGAGUGGUUUAACUUAG
Messenger RNA from Asparagus officinalis (garden asparagus), 723 nucleotides. RefSeq lists its product as uncharacterized. Bases 1 to 723 code for a protein of 240 amino acids. NCBI's taxonomy places the organism in Eukaryota, Viridiplantae, Streptophyta, Magnoliopsida, Asparagales, Asparagaceae. The record is from RefSeq and is a predicted model, not a curated record. The transcript has 4 exons.